Messenger RNA from Paraphaeosphaeria sporulosa, 480 nucleotides. Its product is annotated as cytidine deaminase-like protein. Bases 1 to 480 code for a protein of 159 amino acids. The transcript has a single exon. Gene Ontology annotation, molecular function: diaminohydroxyphosphoribosylaminopyrimidine deaminase activity. The record is from RefSeq and is a predicted model, not a curated record. Lineage: Eukaryota; Fungi; Ascomycota; Dothideomycetes; Pleosporales; Didymosphaeriaceae.
AUGCAGGAAGCCCUGCAGGAAGCCCGACAGUCCCCACCAAAGCCAUCCAAUUUCUGCGUCGGCGCUCUGCUUGUGGACAUGGAUACAGGCGAAGUACUGUCACGUGGUUAUACAUUGGAAGUUGAGGGUAACACGCAUGCCGAGCAAUGUUGUCUCAUUAAGCUCGCACAAGCGUACCGCCUGCCCGAAGAGCGAGUUGGCGAGGUGCUACCGCCCAGUACCGCCAUCUACACCACCAUGGAACCCUGCAACAUGAGACUCAGCGGAAGUCUACCCUGUGUCGACAGGAUCAUCAGGACAAAGACCACGGAUGGCAAGACUGCCAUCAAGAAAGUUUAUCUUGGCGUCAAGGAACCAGAAAAGUUCGUCGGCGAAAAUCAAGGUCGGACUAAACUUGAAGAGCAUGGCAUUGAGUGUAUUCAUGUGCCCGGACUGGAAGAAGAGAUAUUGAAGGUUGCGACAGCUGGACACGAGAAAUGA